Seminavis robusta is the source of this 591-nucleotide messenger RNA. The record is from the annotation of a GenBank genome assembly. Lineage: Eukaryota; Bacillariophyta; Bacillariophyceae; Naviculales; Naviculaceae.
AUGAAUGCCUUUGCAGAUCCGCCUGAAGGCCUGACAGAUCAGAUGUUUUUUUUGAACGUAAUGUGUGUUCAAGUACUCUCGGACGUAUUGAUUACCUGGGAUGACAGUGAGAUGAUAAAGAAGCCACACUGGUGGAAGCGCAAUGGGAUGCUCAAGAGAAUCACAGAAGUGGCAGUUAAUGAGUUCAAUCCUUUUGUGCCAAGCGGCAUGAAUGCUGAAGAAAUAUAUCCUUCAAUUGAACGGACCCGUGCAUACCUGCUCUGUGGCAUCCUGGAUCGAGGAAGCCUUCAAAGCACUCUUGAAGCCAUCGCCAACUGCAACCGUACGCGUGAAGAGAUGAAGGAAGCAGCCAUACGCUUUAGGAUUCGUGCCAUCAAUCUGGGGGCUCAGGAGUUUGGCAACUACGUGCAACAGACUGGAAUCAUGAUGUCUUUUCUGGGAAUGUAUGCUCUGAGUAACCCUGAAUUCGGCGGCUUCCGUCCUGAUUUCUUGAUGGAUGUUGCGAAGCUGCUUCAUUCCGAGGAAAGAUCCACGGUUGGUCACGCCGCUGAGGAAACUCCUUGCUUUGAAGCUGGACAGUGGUUUACGUAG